Messenger RNA from Saprolegnia parasitica CBS 223.65, 1002 nucleotides. RefSeq lists its product as hypothetical. Bases 1 to 1002 code for a protein of 333 amino acids. The transcript has a single exon. Lineage: Eukaryota; Oomycota; Saprolegniomycetes; Saprolegniales; Saprolegniaceae. The record is from RefSeq and is a predicted model, not a curated record.
AUGUCGAUCGACCUGAACGCCACCGAGCGCACGCGCCUCCUGGAGCGAGCGACCACCGGCCUUGCAGACCUCGUGGCGUGGGCGGACGGCCUCCCGCCCAACAGCCACGUGCCACGGUCGCCGACGUGGGCCUCCGAGGUCUGCCGGCAGCAGCUCGUGUUCGAGCGCUGCCACAGCCUUGACGACGUGGUCGAUCUGUACAAGGCGCCGUCGUCGUACCUCGGCGUCGACAACGCGCGCAUCCUCUAUGAAGCUACGACCGUAAACGCCAAGGUCGCGCUCAAGUGGGGCGUCUUCCGGUCGCCGAUUCCGUUUGUGCGCGACCGCGACGCGUGCUACCUCGAGAGCUCGCAGCUCUUUGUUGACCGCCGUGGCCGCCGGGGCUUUGCCCGCUUCAUCACGUCGUACCCGUUGCGCGCCAUGGACUACCGGUCCGGCUACAUUCGCGCCGACGUGCGCAACUGGGGUCUCGUGCUCCUCGAGUCUUCCGACCCCAAGGUCGUGGACGCCAGCGCGAUCGUCGACGUGGACUGGAAGGGCCAGAUGCCUGCGUGGGGCGCGUCCCACAUGACGUCGCGCCGCGCCCAGAGCAUCAAGCAGCUCCCCGCACUGCUUCGCAAGCGGCUCAAGGACCGAUGCGGCCUCUGCCACGUAAAGCCCACGAUCUUUGAGCUCGGACCGCGGCUGGUGCCGUGCCAAGUGUGCCGCAAGCCUCUCUGCACCCGCUGCCGCACCGCGGACGUUGCACCGGUGUGCGUCAUCUGCCGACACCCGCGCGCGCCCCGCCCACCAACGCGGCCGUCUCGCGUUGCGUCUGACUUGGCGUCGACCGUGGGGUCUGCAGGCGACGCGCGGUCGCCACAAACAUGUCGUCAUGCCAACCGAGGGCAAGCCGGCGCCGAGAGCGGCUGGUUCACGCCCCAAGACCACCGUCGUCCCCGCGGCACGGGCCUGGACCUAUCGUAUGUCUCAGCCUACAAGGUGUCGACAGUACAGGAGUAG